AUUCUACAAUUCAUCGAAACUUACCCACCCGCCUUUUUACGCCGACACAGGCGCCUCCCAAACCUGUUCUCUUCCACCCCAACAAACAUCUCCACCGACGCCUCUCGGUAUAAGAACAAAGGCUUCUCCUCCGUGUCUGGUCCACGCACGACCCCUUCGACGGCAGCUCCCCAUUGCAUACCUUCUCACCACCAACCCUCCCAACUCCCAUCCAGCGCAAUCAUGUCUGGAGCCGUUGCUGAUCUCGGCCUCAUCGGCCUGGCCGUCAUGGGCCAGAACCUGAUUCUGAACAUGGCGGACCACGGCUUCACCAUCUGCGCCUUCAACCGUACCGUCUCCAAGGUCGACGCGUUCCUGGCGAACGAGGCCAAGGGCAAGUCGGUUGUCGGCGCCCGCUCGACCGAGGAGUUCGUCUCCAAGCUCAAGAAGCCCCGCCGUGUCAUGCUCCUCGUCCAGGCCGGCAAGGCCGUCGACGACUGGAUCGAGACCCUGAUCCCGCUCCUGGAGCGUGGUGACAUCAUUAUUGAUGGUGGCAACUCGCACUUCCCCGACUCCAACCGCAGGACCAAGUACCUGGCCAGCAAGGGCUUCUCCUUCGUCGGCUCUGGUGUCUCGGGAGGUGAGGAGGGUGCCCGCUAUGGCCCCUCGCUGAUGCCCGGUGGCCACGAGGCUGCCUGGCCCCACAUCAAGGACAUCUUCCAGAGCGUGUCUGCCAAGAGCGACAACGAGCCCUGCUGCGAGUGGGUUGGUGACGAGGGUGCUGGCCACUACGUCAAGAUGGUGCACAACGGUAUCGAGUACGGUGACAUGCAGCUGAUCUGCGAGGCCUACGACAUCAUGAAGCGCGGUCUGGGACUGUCCAACAAGGAGAUCGGCGACAUCUUCACCGAGUGGAACAAGGGCGUGCUCGACUCGUUCCUGAUCGACAUCACCAAGGACAUCAUGUACUACAACGACGAGGACGGCACCCCCCUGGUUGAGAAGAUCCUCGACAAGGCCGGCCAGAAAGGAACCGGAAAGUGGACCGCCAUAAACGCCCUGGACCUUGGCAUGCCCGUCACCCUGAUUGCCGAGGCUGUCCUGGGUCGCUGCCUGUCCGGAAUCAAGGAUGAGCGUGUCAAGGCGUCGCAGAGGCUGGAGUACGUUGGCCGGGCCAACAGCUUCGAGGGCGACAAGGACCAGUUCAUCAAGGACCUCGAGCAGGCCCUUUACGCCUCCAAGAUUAUCUCUUACGCCCAGGGCUUCCAGCUGAUGCAGGAGGCCGCACGGGAGUACGGAUGGAAGCUCAACAAGCCCUCGAUCGCCCUCAUGUGGCGCGGUGGCUGCAUCAUCCGGUCCGUCUUCCUGAAGGACAUCACGGCGGCUUACCGAAACAACCCCGACCUGGAGAACCUGCUAUUCGACGACUUCUUCAACAAGGCCAUUCACACCGCUCAACCCGGCUGGAGGGACGUGGUCUCGAAGGCUGCUCUCCUCGGAAUCCCCACCCCCGCAUUCUCCACCGCCCUCUCAUGGUUUGACGGCUACCGGACUAAGGACCUGCCUGCGAACCUGCUGCAGGCCCAGCGUGACUACUUCGGCGCCCACACUUUCCGCAUCAAGCCCGAGUUUGCGAGCGCCAAGUACCCUGAGGGCCAGGACAUUCACGUGAACUGGACUGGACGUGGCGGCAACGUCUCUGCCAGCACAUACUCGGCCUAAACAACUCGAAACAAAGAUUCUCUGCAUGUAAAUCAAGGAGGAGUUGACCAUGAUAAAUUAGAAUGAAUGAAACGUUCCCCGUUCAAAAGUCUA
This is a messenger RNA of Gaeumannomyces tritici R3-111a-1, 1794 nucleotides long. Its product is annotated as 6-phosphogluconate dehydrogenase. Bases 223 to 1701 code for a protein of 492 amino acids. NCBI's taxonomy places the organism in Eukaryota, Fungi, Ascomycota, Sordariomycetes, Magnaporthales, Magnaporthaceae. Gene Ontology annotation, molecular function: phosphogluconate dehydrogenase (decarboxylating) activity; NADP binding. The record is from RefSeq and is a predicted model, not a curated record. Gene Ontology annotation, biological process: pentose-phosphate shunt; pentose-phosphate shunt, oxidative branch. Gene Ontology annotation, cellular component: cytosol. The transcript is spliced from 5 exons.